Molecule: messenger RNA, 1727 nt
Organism: Effrenium voratum
Lineage: Eukaryota; Dinophyceae; Suessiales; Symbiodiniaceae
Source: the annotation of a GenBank genome assembly
UGGCCUUUCUGCCGCACAAAAGCAUGAACUCAAUGUUUUUGCAGCAGUGCGGGCCUGCAUGGUGAAUGGAUGGCUCAGGUUAGAGUAGCAGUGCAAGACGAGGUGAAAGAAGAAGAGGACUCCGAUGACGAAGACGCUGAGGCAGGAAAAGAGAAGGGCCUGGCUCCAGUCAACAGGAACUUGCUUAUAUCCAAUGUUUCAGCCAAUCAGCCGAUUGUCAACAGCUACAGGUCCGAUGAAGAUCAAGGAUCUGAUGAUUCAGACGAAGGGGUUCCGCAUGCAGAAAAUGCAGCUGCUCUCCUCGAAAAUGAUGUCUCCAAUAUGCUGACUCGAGACAAAAACCAAGCGGGUGUUGAGAGGUCAGAUUUGGAGAAAACCUUGGAGAAGUUGGGUUUUCGAGUUGUCGGUGAAGAGGAGGAUACUGAUGAUGAUGCUGCGGUGGGCGUGCGCCGCCACAGUGUGGCCAAUUCGGCUGAUGCCGAUACCUGCCAAGAACUCAUGGUGCAGCUCUUUCCCGGGAAGAGGCAAAGCUACAAGAUUCAUCCGCAGCACUUGGGACUACCAGCUGUGCUGAGGCAUGUAUUUGUAGCUCAAGAGGAACUGUUGAAAAGAUCUGCACAAGGCGUAGUCGAAAGCAGCUCCAUGAAAGUUGCCAUGAAGAAAGCCGAGGCUUGGCUUCGAACGCGCAUUUGUGGCCCUCGAGCCUUGAAGGUCUCGCGAUUUCUACAGCAAAUCACCAACAGAAAGCCCUUCAUAAUUUUCUUCUUCCUGCUCACGGUUUACGUCUUGAUCUUUCCAGACUUGAUCCAUAUAUGUACCGACAGCGAUGCUGACGAGCCGUUGCUCACGGCGAAUACUGUGGUUUUCUUUUUGUUUUUGUUCGAGCUCAUCCUCAUAGUCUGUGUUGAAGGAAGCUACAUUCUUUCCAUUCCAUUUGUGCUAGAUGCUGUUUCACUUGUCAGCUUGUUUUUGGACACCUGGUUUGUGGCCGAGAUUGCCGUGGACAGCAAAGGCUCCUCUUUGUCGCGCCUGGCGCGAUCGUCCAGGAUUGCCCGCAUAGCCAGGAUCGGCAGAGUAGCCCGAGUCACGAAGUUGAUCCCGCGCGUGCUCAAGCUCUGCAGGAAGCAAAGCAACGCCCUUGCAGAGCAGCUGCUGUUGAGGCGCCUAUGGCGGCUAUUCCAAUACUUGGACACCGCUGGUGAGGGCAAGCUGUCAGUGUUUGAUCUGAAGAUUUUCUACCUGGCGCUUCUACAAGAAUGCCCGCACGUGCGUCCGGACAAAGUGGACGUGGCCACGUUGCUCUCCAAGGACAAAGACCUGCUUCUGAGCCGCGGGCAGACUGAGAGCGGGGAGAUUGUUGAGAACGAACCUAUUCUAACCGUGGAAGACUUCAGUGGCAUUCUGAUGGAGACUGGGCUCGGAGUACACCUUGUUGAGUUUCACCGCCACGACUUGGAGUCCGAUGGUGGGAGUGUGUGGGCACUCACGCAGAGGCUAAGUGACAGCACAGCAAUGAAGGUUUGUGUCGGGAUACUGGCAUUGGUGGCAACUAUGUCUCUUUUGGAGGUGGAUACCAUCGACCACGCACCAUCUCAUGGGCUUGCCCAGCUUGACAAGAUGGCCAGAGACAUACACUUGCAGGGAUCUUCGGACGACUGGACAUACUUAUGCGUCCAGAUAGAUGUGUAUAAGAAGCACAAUGACCUGAUGUACCUUUACUUAGAUGG